Molecule: messenger RNA, 2412 nt
Organism: Dermatophagoides pteronyssinus (European house dust mite)
Lineage: Eukaryota; Metazoa; Arthropoda; Arachnida; Sarcoptiformes; Pyroglyphidae
Gene: fidipidine
Product: coiled-coil domain-containing protein 93
Biological process (GO): Golgi to plasma membrane transport
Source: RefSeq, a predicted model, not a curated record
UUGUUUUUUAUCAAGUUUUUUCUUUUUCUUAUUUUUCCCAAAUGAAUUUAUCUUUGUUUUUUUUGUUUAUUUUAUAAAAAUUAUUGUGGCCUAAUUCAACGAUUUAUCGAUCGUAUGCAUGCUAGUCGCGCUUUUUUACACUGAAAAAACAAAAUUCAAAAGAAAAUGAAUCAAACUUCAAAACCACAGAUUGUUCCACGAACAUCAUUGUUGAAGAAGAAAAAUUCGUUGGAAAAUUCUCUCGAAUCAACGAAUAAUAAUAAUAUCAUCAGUGAUAAUAAUAAAAUAAUGAUUAAGCCGGCAUUGCCGGCAAAACCAGUGAUUACAACGCCAUCAAAAAAGCCUUCCUCAUCGUCAAAUCAACAACGACAAAUUCCAAAUGAUUCUUCAACGAUAGAUGGUUCAACAACAACGACGAAUCAUGUCAUCAAUAAUAAUCUACCGGAUAAGACAAAAUUGAAAACAAAAGUCGAAGAUAUUGCUCAAACAUCAUCAUCAUCACUGCCAUCAAUGGGAACGAAAACUGCAUGGAAAAAAUCGAAUCGAAUAAAAUUUCGUUUGACCAAUGUUGAUUUGAAUCGUUUAAGAUUACGAAAAGAUUUUGAUGAUAAAAAUAUUGAUUCCAGUGGAAACUCAAAUAAUUUAAUCUAUGAUAUUCGUGAAGAUGAUGAACAGAUUAGAAAAAUGAAUGAAAUAUGUGAAUUAUUGGUUGCUGGUGGUUAUUUUCGUGCACGUAUAAAAGGUUUACAUAAUUUUGAUAAGAUUAUCGGUGGAAUGUGUUGGGCAAUUCAAAUGUGCAAUAUCGAUUUAGAUAUCGAUAUAUUUUAUCAGGAAAAUCUUUCGAUUGGCCAAAAAAUUGCAUUGACUGAAAAAAUUGUAAACGUUUUACAAAAAAUGAAAUGUCCAUUCAAAUUGGAACCACAUCAAAUACAAGGAAUGGAUUGUAUACAUAUUUAUCCGGCAAUUCAAUGGCUUGUGAAAAAAUCAUUAGAAACAAGACAACAAAUGGCCGAUUAUGUUCGUUCAUAUUCUAGUUGGCAAUUUGAUCGUACAUUUAAUCAUCAUAUCGAUGAUCAAUGUUCAUCAUCAUCAUUAGCUGUGAUAAUCAAUAAUAAUAAUGAAAAUGAUGAAUUGAUUGAUCCAAUCAAACAUAAUCUACAAAGACGUUUUCUACAUCCAAAUCGUAAUAAACUAAAAGAUGAAUUGAUUCGUAUUAAAACUACAUUAUUAGAAUAUGGUAUUACCAGUAUGGAUGAACAAAUUUUAUCAGAUCUUCCCAAUGAUACUGCUGAUGAUGAUAAUGAUCACACUGAUAAGACAACAAAAUCCGAAUCUAAUGAAAAUAAAAAUCUACUAGAAUCAAUGACCAAAACAAAUGAUAAAAAUCGACAAAUUGGUAAUUCAACAAAAAUAUCAUCAUCCAUUGUUGUUAAAAUAGUUGGUGAACAAUCGAAUGAAAUUAAACGUUUAGCUGAAGAUUAUGAUCGAAAGAAAACAUUAAUCAGUACGAAAGAUGCGGAAUUUAUUCGUGAAGAAUCUAAACUUAAAAUGGAUAUUUCUUUAAGGAAAAAAGAACUUCAACGUUUAUUGGAAAAUAGAAAUGAUGAAAAAUUAUCCACUUUAAAGGAAAAAUUAAAAAAAUUAGAUGAAAAAAGUGAACAAUUAAAAGAAUUUGAAAUGAAUGAAAAUGAAUCGGAAAAAUCGGAAAAAAUUCAGCUAACCGAAUUAUUGAAUGUAUUACGAAAACAAAAAUCUGAAUUAAAACAACAUUGUCGUGAAGAAAAACAACGUUUAGAACAACAAAUCGAAAUGAUUGAUAAACGUCAAUCGAAUAAUGAUCAACGUAAUAAUGAUCGACUAAAAGAAAUUGAUCAAGAAUUAACAAUGUAUAAUGAACGUCAUACGAAUGUUAAAAAAGAUUUAUCAUCAAUCAAUAAAAAAUUGGCUAUUAUACAAAGAAAAUUUGAUGAUAUACCUAAUCGAACCGAAUUGGCACAAUAUCAGAAACGUUUUCUUGAACUUUAUAAUCAAUUAUCAGCAAAACAUAAUGAAACGAAAAAAUUCUAUACCCUAUAUAAUACUCUUUCGGAUGAACGAAUGUAUCUGGAAAAAGAAUUCAAUUUAAUCAAUUCAAUUUUGGAAAAUUUUCAAAAAGCAUCGGUAUCAAAUUUAAUGAUAAAAAAUGAAUUUCUAAUGAAAUUUCAACAAACAAUUGAUUCAAUAAUUGAAAAUAAAGUAAAAGUUGAACAACGAUUACAGAAUGAAAAAGAAAAACGUGAUCAACUUUUAUCCAAAUAUACAGGUCUUAUUGAUGAACAAAGACUUUAUUUUAUUGCUGUAAAAGCUUUUAAAGAGGAAUGUAAAAUAAAUGAACAAUUAAUUGUACAAUUGGAAAAGAUUAACAAAAAAUAA